AUGUCAGACACAGUGCAGGCGUCGACAGAGCUAUCAACUCUACAAACCAGGCUAGAGGUGCUGAAUGCGUUGAUUGAGCGACUACGAAGUCUACGCAGCAUACCCGCACACUUGAUCCGUCUGCCACAGUCGCGCCUCCAGUCGUUCGCCCCGCUGGAAGGUCCACACUUCUUGCCUCAAGCCUUCCGAGAAUUGAAAGAGACAGUCGAAUGUGUACGCUCCGAGAAGGUUCAAGAGGCCCUUGUUACGGCGCGGGAUAGUGAGCAGAAGGACAAGAGCGACCUAAGGCUGGGCAGACCACGGGUGAAUCGCAAGCGAAAGCGCGCACCUUCGCCAGAAUCACCCCGGUCGUAUGCGCCCCUGCAGCCACAGCGGACGUCGCUGUUUCCUGCUGAUCUUGCAACACCCCCAGUCCUCCCGGACCAGCUGGUCGAGUUGCUCAAAGGGUAUAAUAAAGAGCACGAACAUGUCAAGCUGCACAUCCUGGCAAAGCGGCCCGCCCUCGUCUUGCCAGUUGUAGUGCGCUAUACGAUCCGCGAUGUGGCCAUCAUCUACUUGACUCUAAAUUCAGACGGCACUCAACUGAUUGUGGAGAAUGCAACCGCGUUUGGUCCUCGCGAACAGAAGCCGAAUUACUCCCAGUCCGACUUCAAUGUGUACCAAAGGCUAUCGCAGCAGAUCACGAAGACGAUACAAUCUGACCCGCAAGUGUCCUUGCGUCAAGUCUUGGACCUGCUCGCUACUUAUGUUGAUCUGUUCAAGCAGAAAUGUCAGUCGUGCGGGCGGAUACUGUCAGCGGAAGCACAUCUCCCCCCUGUAGCGCGUGUAUGGUCCGCGCGAAGGUCGGAUGAAAAGCCGCCUGGUUGGGAGCCCUGGCACCCAAUGUGCCUACAGCGAUAGUGUGGACACGCUUUAUCUUGCCACAGGUUGAGGCCGCCUCCUAUCGUUGCCAUAUCUCGUUGCGCAGACAUGGCCUUGUCGGCGUUACUGCAUCGUGCCGCUUACUUUCUCCAGCACCUUCAAGACACCUCGCUGACUGACCUAACAUCCCCCAGCUUCCGUCACAUUGCAUCACUCUCUUGUAUGUAAACUCGUGGGUACAUUGCAAAUGGAAUCGACCAGUUGUCCCUCGUUCGCCGC
Messenger RNA from Postia placenta MAD-698-R-SB12, 1140 nucleotides. RefSeq lists its product as hypothetical. Gene Ontology annotation, biological process: regulation of transcription by RNA polymerase II. Bases 1 to 900 code for a protein of 299 amino acids. Gene Ontology annotation, molecular function: transcription coactivator activity. The transcript is spliced from 5 exons. The record is from RefSeq and is a predicted model, not a curated record. NCBI's taxonomy places the organism in Eukaryota, Fungi, Basidiomycota, Agaricomycetes, Polyporales, Adustoporiaceae. Gene Ontology annotation, cellular component: mediator complex.